AUGCCCGACUGGAAACGUACUAGUGCUGCGAUUGGUGCGGCCGCUUUGCUCUCUGCUACAGGGUACGCAGUGUACUUCGACUACCGGAGGCGGAACAACGCCGAGUUCCGGAAGCAAUUGAGACACAAGGCUGUGAAGCAGAAGAAGCUUGCGCAGCAGGACGCCGCGCGGGCGAAGAAGGAGCGUCUGACGAGCGUCCAAGCGUUUCUGCAGGCCGAAUUGGCCGCGGACCCGAUCUCAACGGCAGUCUCCGAGAUGGAGUCGACGUUCACGGCGAACGUCGAGCUCGGAAAAGCUGUCCGUGGUCCCGGGAACGAGAUGGUCGCCGCAGCCAAGUUCUACAAGGCGCUCGCAGUGUACCCUAACCCGGCGGAUCUGCUUGGGAUCUAUCAGCGGACGAUCCCGGAGGCCAUCUACGAGUACAUCGUGCUGAUGAUCGCCGUGCUUCCGCCCACCAACAUUACCAGCUUCAUCAACACGGAGGCUGCCGGUGCUGGUGCAGAAGAGCCCCUGAUCAGCGAGAGGAACGUCCAGGAACUGCAAGAACCUACGGACUGA
Molecule: messenger RNA, 558 nt
Organism: Huiozyma naganishii CBS 8797
Lineage: Eukaryota; Fungi; Ascomycota; Saccharomycetes; Saccharomycetales; Saccharomycetaceae
Product: Tom20 family protein
Exons: 1
Coding region: 1-558 (185 amino acids)
Biological process (GO): tRNA import into mitochondrion; protein import into mitochondrial matrix; protein targeting
Cellular component (GO): mitochondrial outer membrane translocase complex; mitochondrial outer membrane
Molecular function (GO): transmembrane protein transporter activity
Source: RefSeq, a predicted model, not a curated record